UAGAAGUCUAUCGGCCAAGCUUGAACUUGAGAGCCUGGAAAAUCUAAGGGAAUUUCGGAAUCACAUUAAAUCAAAUCAGAUAAACGUUUGGUUAUGAAGGCAUACUCUGUGUGGUAAACAAAAACUUAAUCAGCAGGGAAUGUUUUGAUGAUACCCAUGGGAAAAAAUACAGCUUUCACCUGAAAGAGUAACUGAACUUCAGAAUAUAGCUUUGGUUACGGAUUUUAUCUUCCGCUCCGUUUUGUCGAUGGUUUUACUACGUACUUCUGCAUCUUUGCUGACGUGUAGCGGGUCUCAUCACUGUGCGCGUGCGCAGUAGCAGCAGCAGACUAACGCUGGCUCGUACGCAGAGACCGGUGCCGUGGGCUUGACGUGGCAUUCCCGUUACGCUGUUCGAGCCUGCCACCAGAAAGGCCGUUCGACAUUGUUUUACCUUUCAGGUUGCUGUUUUUCUCGGAGUCUGGAAUGAGCGAACUCUAACAGGAGAUGAGCCAGCAGGGUUAUGUUGCUACACCGCCUUAUUCCCAGGCCCAGCCGGGAAUGGGAGGAUACCCCACUGGAUUUGGGGCUCCCCCUCCGCAGUCUCACUAUGGCCACUACGGAGCCCCAGCACAGCCCUUUGCUCCCCAGGCAGCAGGUAUGCUCAAGACUGCAGCAUCCGGUCCAUCUGGGAUGCCUCCAUCUCUCGUGUCUGUCCAACAUGGGUCUUCCAUUCAGCAGAAUGGCGCACACCCUCAGAAGUAUCCACCUCUUCCUGCAGACUCUGCCCCUGCCAUGUCUCCCUAUGGACAGCCCCCUCAACGACCGUACCACAGCAUGCCACAGGCCACACCUCCAACACAGCAGAUCACCAAUCAGAUGAGUGCAAUGAACAUUGGUGGAUAUGCCCCAAACCCCAUUCAGUCUCCUCAGUCACCCACCAGUUCAGCAGCACCGCAGCCUUUCCAAAUGUCUCCACCAACACCAAUGGGACAUGCACCCUUGUCUCCACAAGGCCCUCAGCUUCCUCCAUUAAGUGCAUGUCCACCAAUGGCUGCUAGCCCACCUGUGGGUGUUCCACCAAUGGUAAUGCCUAACUGUCAGCCAGGCUCUCCCCUCAUGGGUGGAGGCGGAUUCCAGCCACAAGCAGGACCUCAGGGAUUUCCUCAGCAGCCAGGGUCGUAUGGCGGCCAGGUCCCAGGGUCUCAGAUGGCAGGGCCACCGGCAGGCGCUUUCCCAGGAGCAUUUCCUGGAGGUGCUGCUCAGAUGGCUGGACCUCCUCAAAAGAAACUGGAUCCCGACUCCAUACCUAGCACAACUCAAGUGAUUGAAGAUGACCAGGUUAAGAGAGGCGGUCAGCUCUACACCACAAACCUCAGGGGUCAGGUGCCACCCUUUGUCACGACCAGUUUCUCAGUCCAGGAUCAAGGAAAUGCUAGCCCCAGGUUUAUGCGGUGCACCACCUAUUCGUUCCCCUGUACCUCAGACCUUGCCAAGCAGUGCCAGGUGCCUCUGGCAACCAUCAUCAAACCUUUAGCCAGUGUCCCCAAGAAUGAAACUCCCCUGUACAUUGUAAAUCAUGGAGAGGCAGGGCCCAUACGCUGUAACCGCUGUAAGGCCUACAUGUGUCCCUUCAUGCUGUUCAUCGACGGUGGGCGACGCUACCAGUGUGGUUUCUGUAACUGUGUUAAUGAAGUUCCUGUCCAGUACUUCCAGCACCUGGACCACAUGGGCCGCAGACUGGACAUGUAUGAAAGGCCCGAGCUAUCCCUGGGCUCUUAUGAGUUUACCGCUACUCUGGAUUACUGCAAGAACAAUAAGCCUCCCAAUCCUCCGGCUUACAUCUUCGUGAUUGACGUCUCCUACAACAACAUAAAGAGUGGCCUUGUCAAACUGAUAUGCGAUGAACUGAAGACACUUUUGGAUCAACUUCCAAAAGAGGAGGGGGCUGAGGGUUCAGCCAUCAAGGUGGGCUUCGUCACCUACAACAAGAUCCUGCACUUCUACAAUGUGAAGAGUGCCCUGGCUCAACCCCAGAUGAUGGUGGUCUCGGACGUGGCUGAGAUGUUUGUGCCACUGCUCGACGGGUUCCUUGUCAACUUUCAGGAGUCACGAGCUGUCAUCAACAACUUGUUGGAGCAGAUCCCAGACAUGUUUUCUGACACCAACGAGAGUGAGACUGUUUUUGCCCCAGUCAUCCAGGCCGGAGUGGAGGCACUAAAGGCAGCUGAGUGCAGCGGUAAGCUCUUUAUCUUCCACUCCUCGCUCCCCAUGGCGGAAGCUCCGGGCAAACUGAAGAACAGGGAUGACAGAAAGCUGGUGAACACAGAGAAGGAAAAGACCCUGUUCCAGGCACAGCGUGGCAUCUAUGAGCAGCUGACUAAAGAGUGUGUGAACCAGGGUUGUUGUGUGGAUCUUUUCCUGUUCCCAAACCAGUAUGUGGACUUGGCCACAAUGGCCGACGUUCCUGCGCACACUGGCGGCUCAGUGUAUAAGUACAGCAACUUCCAGGUCCAGGUAGAUGGUCAACAUUUCCUCAGUGAUCUGAGGCAAGAUGUGAAGAAGUCUAUAGGAUUCGAUGCCAUGAUGCGUGUACGAACCAGCACAGGUUUCAGGGCCACAGACUUCUAUGGUGCCAUCUAUAUGAACAACACCACAGAUGUGGAGAUGGCCGCAGUGGACUGUGAAAAGGCUGUUACGGUGGAAUUCAAACAUGACGACACACUCAGCGAGGACGUUGGGGCACUUAUACAGUGUGCUCUACUGUACACCUCCAUCAGUGGGCAGAGACGUCUGCGUGUCCACAACCUCAGCCUGGCCUGCAGUUCUCAGCUGUCUGACCUCUACAAGAGCUGUGAGACAGAUGCCCUCAUCAACUUCUUCGCCAAGUCAGCGUACCACGCCAUGCUGGCCCAGCCUGUGAAGGUGGUCAGGGAGAUCCUGGUGAAGCAGACGGCCCAUAUGCUGGCCUGCUACAGGAAGAACUGCGCCAGCCCCUCCGCCGCGAGUCAGCUGAUCCUGCCCGAUGCCAUGAAGGUAUUCCCCGUGUACAUGAACAGCCUGCUGAAGACCCCAGCGCUGGUGGGCAGUGCCGAGCUCUCGACCGACGACAGGGCCUUUCAUCGCCUCAGCGUCAUGGCCAUGGGGGUGGAGGAGAGCCAGGUCCUGUUCUACCCUCGACUCAUUCCUGUGCACUCCAUGGAUGUAGCGAGCGAGGCGGUGCCCAGUGCGGUGCGCUGCUCCGAGGAGCGCCUGAGUGACACCGGGGCCUUCCUGCUGGAGAACGGCCAGUGCAUAUUCCUGUGGCUGGGUCAGGCCUGCCCUCCAGACAUCAUCCAGAACUUCUUCAACGUACCCUCCCUGGCCCACCUCGGCACCGACAUGAGUUCAUUACCAGAGUUGGACAACGGCCACUCCAAGAAGCUUCACUCCAUCAUCUGUGCCAUCUCCCAGCAGCGUUCCAGCUCCACAAAGAUGGUGAUUGUGAAGCAGAAGGACAGAUCAGAAAUGCUGUUCCGUCAGCAUCUAGUGGAGGAUAAGGGUCUGUAUGGAGGAGCAUCCUACAUGGACUUCUUGUGUUAUGUCCACCGGGAGAUCAGACAGCUUCUCACUUAAUAUGUGUGCACGCGCACAUACACACUUAUAUACAAAGAGAAUGUGUCUUAACACAACGCACAUCUUGAACUUGCUUCUCUCUGGUCCCUUCAAAUGACUGUACUCCCCUCCUGGGUGCACGCGUGCUUAUUUUCUCCAUUUCAAUCAGAAUUCAAGUUUGGAAAUAAGUGGUUCCAUUCUUGGCAUUCUUGUGUGUACUGUUAUAUAUUAUGGUCUUCUGAUGUGUAACAUAGGAUACAGAAAAAAUGGUAAGGAAAAAAAGAAGGGAAAAAUAUCCUGUUUUUUUUUAAUGAAGGUGAUAAUUAAAAUGAACAUUAUAUUUUAAUAUCAUGACUAUAUAAAGAAAACCUCCUCAUGAAAGCAAGAAAAAAAGUUUUUUUCUUUAACUUACCAUGAAAGAUAAUGCUAUGUCUAUUAAAUUAAUAGAUGACACCACUGGAUAGUUACCCAAUCUGAAAAAGACAUAAUGCAAAAGUGAUAUUUAUUCACUACAAAGAGGGAACCCAUUUGCAUGCCUAACUCCUCACACUCUAUUCUGGAACUGUCUUCAUCUUUUUACAGCUAAUUAUACAGUAACUUUGUAAACCAUGAAUAUUUAUUUUCUGUGUUUAGCAUCAUGACAAAAACCCUACAAUCUUAAGAACUAAGAACCAAAAGCAAGACAGCCAUAAGCAAAACUCAUGGAGUUUGUGCUUGUAGUGCUGCUCUAGCAGUCUGGCAAUGAAGCUGGCGACAGCUGUUUAUCAUAUUAAAUCUGCCUUAAUGCUUUUUUAAGAAUGGUACUUCUCUUUCUCAAUAUUUUAUUACGACUUGGGAUAUAUUUGAAACAGUCUGAUUUGUUUGCAGACAUACCUCAGGUAAUCCAUGUACUACCAUGGUGGAGCCUAGGCAGAGCCAUUCAUGUGCCAUGUACCUGAUUCUAAGAACUGAUGCUGGGUGGUUGUAUAGGUUGUUCUUUUUCUUUGCUUUUUAUUUUAUGAAAGGUGGAUACAUUUGUGGAGAGCAUAAUGUUCCAUUUACAUUUCUGCUUAAAGCCUUUAUAAAACAUUUUGAUUAAAAGUGUACUCUUAA
Messenger RNA from Electrophorus electricus (electric eel), 4665 nucleotides. It is a transcript of the gene sec24d, whose product is annotated as SEC24 homolog D, COPII coat complex component. Lineage: Eukaryota; Metazoa; Chordata; Actinopteri; Gymnotiformes; Gymnotidae. Gene Ontology annotation, biological process: COPII-coated vesicle cargo loading; intracellular protein transport; endoplasmic reticulum to Golgi vesicle-mediated transport. Gene Ontology annotation, cellular component: endoplasmic reticulum exit site; COPII vesicle coat. The record is from RefSeq and is a predicted model, not a curated record. Gene Ontology annotation, molecular function: SNARE binding; zinc ion binding.